Molecule: messenger RNA, 2718 nt
Organism: Setaria italica (foxtail millet)
Lineage: Eukaryota; Viridiplantae; Streptophyta; Magnoliopsida; Poales; Poaceae
Product: glutamine--tRNA ligase
Exons: 22
Coding region: 106-2499 (797 amino acids)
Biological process (GO): glutaminyl-tRNA aminoacylation; translation
Cellular component (GO): cytosol; cytoplasm
Molecular function (GO): ATP binding; glutamine-tRNA ligase activity
Source: RefSeq, a predicted model, not a curated record
CCGGAACCUCUCUACUGUCCGUGUCCGGCCCCUCGUCUCAGCUCACGCCUCCCACGCUCCGACACCUAGCCCGUCUCGUCGGAGCUACGCCGCAAUACAGCCGAGAUGGCGACCGCCAGCGACGGAGGCAAGGGGCCGGGAGCGGCGGCGGUGCCGCCGCAGCUUGAGUCGUUUCUGGCCAUCGGGCUCGACCAGCGCACGGCGGAGAACGCCCUUGCCAACCGCAAGGUCACAGCCAACCUCACCGCCGUCAUCGCCGAGGCUGGUGUUACUGAGUGCCACAAAUCUGUGGGGAAUCUCCUUUACACUGUUGCGACCAAGUAUCCGGCAAAUGCGCUAGUGCACCGACCAGAUCUCAUUAAGUACAUUCUUUCAGAAAAGAUCAAGAAUUCUGCACAAUUGGAUGCUGCUCUGUCAUUUCUUUCUACCUUAGGUCCUGAUUCCUUGGAUCCAGUGAAGUUUGAAGAGGCUUGUGGUGUGGGGGUAGUUGUUUCGUUUGAAGAGAUUCAGUCAACAGUCAAUGAUGUUCUAAAUGAAAAUAUGGAGGCCAUACUGGAACAGCGAUAUCGUAUAAAUGUUGGCAGCUUAUGUGGACUGGUUAGGAAGAGGCAACCCUGGGGUGAUGCUAAGUUGGUCAAGGAGGAAAUUGAGAAAAGGCUUGUGGAAAUUUUAGGUCCAAAGACAGAAGCAGAUAAUGCUAAGCCUAUUAAAAAGAAAAAGGAGAAGCCUGCCAAAGUUGAGGAGGAGAAAACUGUUGCUGCUCCACCUUCUGAGGAGGAACUAAAUCCGUACUCCAUAUUUCCUCAACCAGAGGAAAACUUCAAGGUCCAUACAGAAAUAUUUUUCAGUGAUGGAAAUAUAUGGAGAGCACAUAACACAAAGAGCAUUUUAGAGAAACAUCUUAAAGUAACUGGAGGAAAAGUGAUGACCCGCUUUCCCCCUGAGCCUAAUGGAUACCUUCAUAUUGGUCAUGCCAAGGCUAUGUUCAUUGAUUUUGGACUUGCUAAAGAGCGCAAUGGCCAUUGUUACCUUAGGUUUGAUGAUACGAACCCGGAGGCUGAGAAGAAAGAAUACAUAGACCAUAUUCAAGAAAUUGUCACAUGGAUGGGCUGGGAACCUUACAAAGUUACAUACACGAGUGACUAUUUCCAAGAUCUAUAUGAACUUGCUAUUUGUUUGAUACAGAAGGGACUAGCCUAUGUCGAUCACCAGACCCCAGAAGAAAUUAAGGAGUAUAGAGAAAAGAAGAUGAAUAGUCCAUGGAGAGAUAGGCCCAUUGAGGAGUCGCUGAAGUUAUUUGAAGAUAUGAGACAUGGGUUGAUUGCUGAGGGAAAGGCUACUCUCCGAAUGAAGCAGGACAUGCAGAAUGACAACAAGAACAUGGCUGACUUAAUAGCAUAUAGAAUAAAGUUUACACCUCAUCCACAUGCUGGAGACAAAUGGUUCAUCUACCCAAGCUAUGACUAUGCUCAUUGUUUGGUAGAUUCUCUUGAGAAUAUUACACACUCGUUGUGCACUCUAGAAUUUGAUAUACGUCGUCCGUCAUACUACUGGCUGCUUGUAGCCUUGGGCCAAUACCAGCCAUAUGUCUGGGAAUAUUCAAGGCUAAACAUAUCAAACAAUGUUAUGUCCAAAAGAAAGCUGAAUCGACUUGUCACGGACAAGUGGGUAGAUGGGUGGGAUGAUCCUCGACUAUUGACACUAGCAGGACUAAGAAGGAGAGGGGUAUCAUCAACAGCAAUUAACUCUUUCAUUCGUGGAAUGGGAAUAACAAGAAGUGAUAAUAGCUUGAUUCAAGUUGAACGCCUUGAAUACCAUAUUAGAGAAGAGCUUAACAAAGUAGCCCCUCGAGCUUUGGUUGUUUUGCAUCCUCUAAAGGUUGUCAUAACUAAUUUAGAUUACGGAACGAUAAUGAACCUUGAUGCCAAAAUGUGGCCUAAUGCUCCUGACAGUGAUGCUUCAGCCCACUAUAAGGUUCCAUUUUCAAGAACACUCUACAUUGAAGAAUCUGAUUUCCGCCUAAAGGAUUCGAAAGAUUUCUAUGGGCUUGCUCCUGGUAAAUCAGUAAUGCUGAGGCACGCAUUCCCAAUAAAAUGUGCGGAGGUUAUCUAUGGAGACAAUCCGGAUAGUAUUGUUGAAAUCCAAGCUGAGUAUGACCCUUCCAAGGCUACAAAACCGAAGGGCGUGUUACACUGGGUUGCCGAGCCUUCCCCUGGGGUUGAGCCACUCAAGGUUGAAGUGAGAUUGUUUGAGAAACUGUUUCUUUCAGAGAACCCUGCAGAGCUCGAGGAUUGGCUGGGUGAUCUCAACCCGCAGUCAAAAGAGGUGAUAAAGGGAGCAUAUGCUGUACCAUCACUUGCAAAUGCCGUGCUGGGUGACAAAUUCCAGUUUGAACGCCUUGGUUACUUCGCCGUGGAUUCAGACUCGACGCCUGAGGGGCUGGUGUUCAACAGAACGGUUACCCUAAAAGACUCCUUUGGAAAAGCUGGACCCAAGUGAUCGACUCACCAUCUGCCGAGGAAGAGACUUGCUCGCUUGGCUUGGCGAAAAAGAUUUUGUUGUAAUACUGUUAGUGGUUUCUAAAUAGUUGUAGCACACUGCCCUGCAUGAGAUUCUGUGGGGGUACCCAAUUUUGCAGCGAUGUCACCAACACUGAACUGUUGUUUUCAUUAAUGGUAACUCAAAUUAUGUUUACUUGAUAGUGAGUUUUAUUUAACA